AUGCAGAAGGCCGCUCUCCGAGAUUGGUGCAGCAUAUCACAAUGGCUGGCACGCCAAGGUCAUGCAGACCAGGCCCCGAUCAUUUUUGAAGGUCGGCCUGAUGCCAGUAAGAUCCGGCAAGGCCGUGUCACAGACUGCUCCUUGAUGUCCGUUUUGUCAGUGCUGGCCAACUAUGACAAUUGCUGCAAGACAUCAACCCUGGAGAGUAUUGUGCAAGGACCUGUGAGGAGAAUUCAGAACACCGUUGAGUAUUCAUGUUGCCUUUUCGUGAAUGGUAUUUUCCGAUGUGUCCUGGUUGACGACCUGGUGCCCGUUUCCACCAGCGGGAAGUUGCUUUGUGCACAUUCAGCAUCUUCACGUGAGCUUUGGGUUUUGCUCAUUGAGAAGGCUGUCGCGAAGAUUAUGGGUGGCUCCUAUGCGAUGCGAGGAUCGAAUCCCAGCACAGAUGCAUUUCAUCUCACUGGGUGGAUUCCAGAGACCUUUCCCUUUAAGGAGGAGACUGGGGAGAGUAGUACUUCUCAAACAGAGUGGAUGAACAUCUUUGACACGGCACAGCAAGGUUUUCGGGAUGGACACUGUGUGCUUUGCGUUGGGACGACAGAGCUACCAGAUGCUACAACCAGCGAGUUGGCACUUCGUAGCGGAUAUUCGGAGGGGGUGAGCUCUUCAACUGGCUUAGUGGCAGGUCAUGCGUAUCCUGUGCUGCAGUGCCGCUUCGAAGAGGGUCAGCGCUUGCUAUUUCUCAAGAAUCCUUGGGGCCAUACCAGAUGGAAGGGUCGUUUUGGUCCCGGCGAUUUGAUUUGGAAAUCAAUGCCAACACUUGCAUCCAAGCUCGGAUACAACAGUGAGGCUGCUGCCGUCGAUGAUGGUGCCUUUUGGAUUCCCUGGGAGGAUGUUGUUCGGUACUUCAGCCACUUCUAUGUGGCUUGGUCACCAGCAGCACUACAGCUGCAUGAGGUACAAGCACAUGGCUGCUGGAACCCGUGGCCACAUUUUGUUCAGAGCAUUUUGCCAGAUGAUACAGACAUUUUGGCCUUCAAUCCUCAAUUUCACUUGCAGCUGAACGAGCCACUACCAGCAGCUGAAGGUGUUGGACUUUGGGUGGUUUUAAGCAGGCACAUCAAGAGCCAAGCUGACUAUAAUUCUCAUUUCAUCUCAGUAAGUCUUUACAGUGGCAAAUCGCGCAUUUGCUGUCCAAAUACUGUUUUAGAGCAAGGAGUCUUCUCGAACGGUGAGUGUGCGUUGGUGAAGUUGCGAAAUAAUUCAGCGAAUACUCAAGACUUCACAGUGGUGGUCUCUCAGCAUGGAGCAAAGAGAGCCUUCAACUACACGAUCCAGGUCUACACACAAGUGGCGGCGACACUUGUUGAGUUGCCUCCGUUGGUACCAAACAACUAUGCCUCUGGCUCUGUUCGGGGCGAAUGGACGCGGCGCACUGCUGGAGGAUGCAGCAAUAGUGUAUGGUCAUUUUUCCAGAAUCCUCAGUGGAGCUUCACCGUGCCACCGGAGGGAUUACAGGAGUUGAUUUUCUUCUUGGAAUGCCAAGACGUUUCGGUGAAUUUACGCCUCUUCACCGAUGCCGUCGCACGCCCUGAAGCACUCCGGAAUGCCACCUCCAGCGGGGCCUAUCGCCGGGGCUGUUGCAUGCUGCGGCUGAAAGACUUGGAGGGGCUUCAGACCUAUGUCCUGGUGGUCUCUACCUUCCGCCCAGGAGUUUGUGGCUCUUAUCGGCUUGCCUGGCACGCAUCAAGCAGCAUCACCAUGUCGCCACAGCCACAUCCCUUCGUAGAAGGAGCCUUGGCACAUCCAUUGAAGUCCGUGGUGCAAAAGAUGAGCAUCGGCUCCAUGGUCGAGAUGCAGCUCCGCCUUGUGGAGCAGACAGCCUCCACGGCGUGUCAAGCUUGUCGCGUGAGUGUUCGGUUGCAGGGGAGCUAUGAUGGAGGCGAGCUUCCUUAUUUGGAGUUGAGCAGUGCCCACCCAUCGCGGCAGGCGCCAUACUGUGUACGUUUGAAAGCCUCUGAUGCAGAACAGUAUUUCCAACUUACGGGCGCUUCAGUGAUCCUCUUUGCACAGCUGAAGCCCUUGGAGAGCUACGUGCUCCGUGCCAAAGUGCCGCGAAGUCCUGGAGCCCGAAGUGCGAAGCUUUACAUCAACUCAGAUCGCCUUGUUCUACUAGACAGCCCAAUGAGCCCACGAGGACGAAGGAGGUGA
This is a messenger RNA of Durusdinium trenchii, 2211 nucleotides long. NCBI's taxonomy places the organism in Eukaryota, Dinophyceae, Suessiales, Symbiodiniaceae. The record is from the annotation of a GenBank genome assembly.